Molecule: messenger RNA, 2438 nt
Organism: Medicago truncatula (barrel medic)
Lineage: Eukaryota; Viridiplantae; Streptophyta; Magnoliopsida; Fabales; Fabaceae
Exons: 4
Coding region: 1568-2275 (235 amino acids)
Cellular component (GO): nucleoplasm; mitochondrion
Molecular function (GO): cadherin binding
Source: RefSeq, a predicted model, not a curated record
AUCGGGUGUUGGGAGGAUGCCUAGAGACUUGUCGCGAUCCCGAUCGCCUCCCUACAGGCGUAGGCAUUCACCGUCACCGGUUGGACAUAGAUAUAGCAGGAGGAGCAGACGAGAUAGAAGCCGGUCUCCAUAUUCGUAUAGCAGGUGACCCUGUUUGAAUGUUUAAUUUUCUAUGUGAUAUGUAUUAUUGAGGUAGAAUCAUUCGGGACUCGUGUUUUACAAAUUAUUUGCUGUGUAUCUAUAACGUUUAUUUGUCGGUAUUUGCUGUAAUCAUUUACGAUGUAAACUGUACCUGGUGGUGGCUUUGAGUAUUAGUUAACAAUCCAUAUCACUGUUGCAUUUGCUGUGAGAGAAGUUUUUCUAAUUUGAAUUUGUUAAUAUCUUAUCUUCGAUAUACCAUGUAACAAUAUACUAAAUAGUCUUGCUUUGAUUUCUAUCAAAUGAAUUUUUUGAAGAACCUUGAAUAUGGAUUAGUUAUUAAUGAUUUUCAAGCAAAAAAUGUGAGGGGAAUAUUCAGAUAAUUAAGGGGGCGUUAUUUUCGUAGUUCACGUAGGGAACCCAAAAUCUUAGCGAUGGCCCUGAUUGUAUGAUAUAUAUAUAUAUAUACACACACACACAUUUAUAAAUCAUAUUUGCUUUCAGGUUUGAUGUUCUAUGGACAUAACAUGGAUGUUAUACUAUUUGAAUAAUAUUCUUCCAAAAUUGCAUUUAAUUAACCAGGGGUUAGCUUUGAGGCAAAAUGUGUAAAAUAAUAUGUUUUAGCGGGGCUCUUCUUCUUUCCAUUAUAUUAACGUCUUAUUUGAAUGCUAAAGAAAUUCCAGAAAAAAAAGAGGAUAUCUUUGAUAGAGUAUUUGUGGAAAACUGACUAUUUACUUUGUUUGAAGAAAUGCAUAUGACAUUUUGACGAGGACAUAAAAUUGGGUAGUCAUUACACUUUCAAGACCACAGAGCUAUUGUGUAUUUAUGACUAAAAUGUGGUGGUCAAUGUUGAACCCCAUGAUUGAUAAUGCUGGUUAUUUGUGAAGUGUAAUUUGAAUUCAAUAUCUACUUUGUAGUUUCUUAUUAUCAUUUAGCUUCUUUGUUGUACUUGUUCGAUUGGAUACGAAUGAACGGUUAAAUUUCUUUUAGUAUGCCAUUUGGAAUUGGACCUCUUCUGUUAAGCUCAAUUCGUUGAGCACUUGAACUACGGAAUGAGAUGCAUGCUGUUAUGCUGGAUGAUUGAACAUUGCUAAUAUUCAAGUAUUUGAAGACCCUGUCAUAAGUGUCUGGUGAUGGUGUCACAUACUUUUUAUUACUUGCUAAUUGGCAAUGGGUUUCUUUCUUUUGUGUGGUUUCUUAUUUGUGUGCCGAGGUUGAAACUCAUUAAUGAAACAUAUAUAGGGUAUUAUGUAGAGAACAAGAUAGGAUAUAUGAUAUUUAUAAAAAAUAGGAAAAAUCAGUUUCUUCCCAUAACAUGGAAAAUGAGGGAUAUGAACAGGUGGUGAGUUCUGAUAAGUGUUUUUUCAUUGCUCGUUUGUGACAUUUGCUUCUUCAUGUGAUAAAAGAUGGAGCAGACAAUGAUUAUUUUAUGAGGCGAAAAAGUCGUUCUAUUUCACCAAGAGGCCGCAGAAGUCCUUCUACAACUACUUGGCGUCGCAGAAGUCGAUCUCCUACUGCAAAACGAUACCGAAGACAAAGAAGUAGGAGUUCCUCAUUGUCUCCUGCUCAUAAAUCUUCCAGUUCAAGCCUUGGGUCAGUAGAGCAGAAAACUGCAAUUGAGAAACAAAGGAAAGAAGAAGAGAAGAAAAGGCGUCAACAGGAAGCAGAGUUGAAAUUAAUAGCAGAAGAAACUGCUAAGAGGGUUGAAGAAGCUAUUCGUAAGAGAGUUGAUGAAAGCUUGAGUUCUGAGGAGGUUCGGGUGGAGAUUCAAAGGCGGUUGGAAGAGGGAAGAAAGAAACUUAACGACGAAGUCGCUGCUCAACUUCAAAAGGAAAAAGAAGCGGCUCUUAUUGAGGCUAAACAGAAGGAGGAACAAGCUCGUAAAGAGAAAGAAGAUCUUGAAAGGAUGCUUGAGGAAAACAGGAGGAAGAUUGAAGAAUCUCAGAGAAGGGAAGCAUUAGAGCAGCAAAGAAGGGAGGAGGAACGAUAUAGAGAGCUAGAAGAGUUACAGAGACAGAAAGAAGAAGCCAUGCGAAGGAAGAAACAGGAAGAGGAGCAAGAACGUAUAAACCAAAUUAAGUUGUUGGGAAAAAACAAAUCCCGUCCAAAAUUGUCAUUUGCUCUCGGAUCAAAAUGACCGUUAUGCAAGUAUUUGUCUAGGUUAUCUAAAGCGUUUGUCUGUAAUUUGCAUACGCAAUUUAAGAAAAUCAAACAGCCUCCUUGGCUUCACUGUGAUAUCAUCAAUUCUGUUUCAAAGUUGCAUUAGAUAUGAUUUUCUCAUGGCCACUUAAUUUUCCUUA